This is a messenger RNA of Hordeum vulgare subsp. vulgare (domesticated barley), 1219 nucleotides long. Its product is annotated as urease accessory protein G. NCBI's taxonomy places the organism in Eukaryota, Viridiplantae, Streptophyta, Magnoliopsida, Poales, Poaceae. The record is from RefSeq and is a predicted model, not a curated record. Gene Ontology annotation, molecular function: GTPase activity; nickel cation binding. The transcript is spliced from 7 exons. The coding region runs from base 97 to 954 and encodes 285 amino acids.
CGUCGUCAUCCAUUCCUCCUCUUGAGGUGAGAAUCACAGGGUCAACUCGAGGAAUCAAAGUCUUAUCCUUCCACUUCCCAGGUUUGGAUUCCGUCCAUGGCGUCCCAGGAUCACCACCACGGCGGCCACUCCCACGACGACGACCAUCAUCACCACCACCAUCAUCACGGGGAUGCCGCCGCCGCGGCCGCCGGGAAGGUGGCGGGCUCGUGGGUCGGCGAGGACGGGCGCGUGUGGCACUCCCACGACGGCCUGGCGCCGCACUCCCACGAGCCCAUCUACUCCGCCGGAGACUUCUCCAAGCGCGCGCCGCCGCUCGACUCCCGCAGCUUCGCCGACCGCGCCUUCACCGUCGGCAUCGGCGGCCCCGUCGGCACCGGGAAGACUGCCCUGAUGUUAGCACUCUGCACUUGCCUCCGUGACAAAUAUAGUCUUGCAGCGGUUACAAAUGAUAUAUUCACAAAAGAGGAUGGAGAAUUCUUGGUCAAGCAUGGAGCUCUUCCUGAAGAGCGUAUACGUGCCGUUGAAACUGGAGGCUGCCCUCAUGCAGCUAUACGGGAGGACAUCAGCAUAAAUCUGGGCCCUCUGGAGGAGCUAUCCAACUUGUACAAGGCGGAUUUGCUGCUCUGUGAAUCUGGAGGAGAUAACCUGGCUGCGAACUUCAGCAGGGAGCUAGCAGACUAUAUAAUCUACAUCAUCGACGUGUCUGGCGGGGACAAGAUACCAAGGAAAGGUGGCCCUGGUAUAACCCAGGCAGAUCUUCUGGUCAUAAACAAGACGGACCUCGCCUCCGCGGUUGGAGCCGACCUAGCCGUGAUGGAACGAGACGCCCUUCGAAUGCGGGAAGGAGGGCCCUUCGUCUUUGCCCAGGUGAAACACGGGGUUGGCGUGGAGGAGAUCGUGGACCACGUGCUACGGGCCUGGGAGAUCGCGACCGGCAACCGGCGCCGAUAGAGGCUCCAUCAUGUGCCACUUAAUUUUCGGUCAUGUGUUCAUGUCGCCCACACGUGUAAAUUGUGGAGCGGGUCUUCCUUUCGCCCCCGAAUAAACCACGCGCCGUUUAGUACCGCAUGCUGAAAAAUAACGGUGUGUGCUUUGCAGCAUUCUGCUGCUACGAACUGAACCCGAAUACAGUGCGGUGAGUUCUUUCUAUGUAACUUGAUCAGAUGCAAGGUUCUUGGUGAGAAUUAAUAAUAAGAAAAAAAAAGAUUAUUUUUGA